Messenger RNA from Ooceraea biroi (clonal raider ant), 2469 nucleotides. Its product is annotated as odorant receptor 43a. The record is from RefSeq and is a predicted model, not a curated record. Gene Ontology annotation, molecular function: olfactory receptor activity; odorant binding. Gene Ontology annotation, biological process: detection of chemical stimulus involved in sensory perception of smell; sensory perception of smell. Lineage: Eukaryota; Metazoa; Arthropoda; Insecta; Hymenoptera; Formicidae. Gene Ontology annotation, cellular component: plasma membrane.
CAUCUCUCGGGUUAAUAGCGCAAUUCUUUGCAAAAAACAUUUUUUCGUGUUUCAGCUUGAAAAUAUUAUACAGAUAAAAAUUAUUGCAUCUAUUGAAAUAAGUGGUAAUUCGAAGGCUAAAUUUAGUAUAUACGCCGCGUGCGGAAAAACUUUCCAGCCCAAGUCUAAAAUGGUUUAUAUUAAUAUGAAAAGUAUAUACUGCGUUUCAUUACUCACAGCUUCACUAUUGUUUUUCACAGUUUCACAGAUAUAAAGUUUUCCCAAUCAUAAAAGCAUAAAAAAGCGAGUAUUUAUUUGAACUCCAAACAAUAAUACCAGAAUGUUGAGAAAAGCUUUUGCAUACAAUUAAUACACAGAAAAAUAUUCGAAUUUCAAAUAAAAUUAUUUAGUAUUAUUUACAAGCCAGCACAACUUUUUGAUUUAAUUGCUGGAAGGCGUUUUAUUUUCCACACCUUUAUUACUAUUACACAUCUUGUAAAGACUUCGAGUGGGCAGUGAAAUUAAAUCGUAUGGGUCUGAAUUUGCUUGGAAUAUGGCCUAAUCCAAAAGAAAAUCCCAGAGAGAAAUUAAUGAGCAAUAUACGUGCGCUCUUUACAUUUCUGGUGAUGAUAACUGUAUUGGUGCCUUGUUUACAUUCAUUAAUUAAAGUUCAUUCUGAUGUCAUGCUAAUAAUAGAUAAUUUACAAAUUACUUUACCGAUACUUAGCACCGUUAUAAGGCUCCCAAUUUUUUGGUGGAAAAAAAAAGCAUUUACAUCGAUUAUAAACAUGAUCGUGGAGGACUGGCUAAAGUCAAAGAACAUUCAUGAAAGACAAACGAUGGUAAAAUGGGCGUUACGUGCACGUAUAUUUAUUACAUGCUCGUAUAUAAUGAUAGCAAUCGGACUAAUAACUCUUUUUGUCAUACCUAUUUUCGGAAAAUCAAUGACAUUGACACCGAAUAUCACUGAUUCUGGCAGGUCAUUGACCCUACCAACUUAUUACAUUUACGAUGUAACAAAGAGACCACAGUACGAAUUCACAAUUAUUAGUCAAUGGAUCUCUACCACCACGACAGGCAUUCUUUAUAUAGGAAUUGACAAUUUUUUUGGAUUAUUAGUUUUUCAUAUUUGUGGACAAUUGAGCAUCAUGAGGAAUCGUUUGAAACAUAGUCACGAAAAUUUUCGUGUUGUGUUGAGAGCUAAUGUGAUGUACCAUAUUCGAUUGCUUAGAGCUAUAAAUACUAUAGAAGAUACAUAUAACGUCAUUCUUUUAAUAUUAUUUCUGUAUUUUGGGAUAAUGUUUGUCUUCUGUGGAUUCCUACUAGUUACUCUGGUUGGAGAAGGAGAGACCAAUGUAUCAUUUACGCGUCUGUCAAUUCCUUUCAUGAUUAUCAUGUCUAUAUUCAUACAUAUGGGUAUUUAUUGCGCUGUUAAUGAAACGUUAAUGGCAGAAUGCAAUAAAAUUUAUCAUGAGGUGUACGAGUGUGAAUGGUAUUCCCUCGAUCCAAAAGAAGCAAAGGACUUAAUCCCAUUUAUGAUUAAAGUUAGUGAUCCUGUUUAUUUCACUGCUGGUAAAAUAUUUCCUGUAACAAUGGCUAUGCUUUGCAAUGUAAGAUAUUACAAAUAUUAUUAUAGAAUAACUUUAAUCUCACACAUAUUUGUAUCUGGUUUAAGGUAUUAUAAUUAUAAUAUUUAAACUUUCUCAUAUUAUGCAUUACUAAUUUAUGAGGAACUGUAUUAUAGAGUAGAAUAAAUUUAGUCCCAAUUUUAUUAAAUAAUGUAAAGAGAGAAUAAAUUAUUUUUUAUUGAAAGCGGGUAAAAGCUCAACAUAUAUACCCUGUUUUAUAAAAUAAUCUGUCUAUUUGCAGUGUUAACAUAUAUUCGAAACUUAAUAUUUAGUACAUCUCUUAUUAAUAAUUGAUACAUCCGUCAUAACAAUUUUAAACCCGUUUUUACUUAUGCGGUGAUCUUAUACAUGCUUUAUAUUCUAAAUCAUUUAAUUGUUUUAGUUGAUAAAGACAUCGGCUGGUUAUGUAUCCGUUUUACUUACGGCACGGAAGAACUAAAAAUUUAGAUAGAAUUAAAUUGCUUUUAGCUUUUCCUAGAAUCACUAGAAUAAUUAAAAAAGCUGUAAGUAUUUUAUUAUACAUUAGCUUAUUAUUAAUAUUUAUCGCAUACUAUCUUUCGAAAUCUUAAAUUUUCAGUAAAUUUUGUUAUGCUUAAAAUUCGAACAAAAGUCAAUUACAUUAUUAAAUGGUAUAUACUAAUGGUUUGUGACAUUUAUUUGAUAUGUUCACAGUGGACUUGCAUUGCUAUGCUUUUAGAAAUUUAGAAUAGAAAUAUGAAAUAAAUAAAUUGUUAAAACGUAAUUCUUUGAUCAAAUAAUAUUACAUAAUAUUACAUAAUAAUAUUACAUAAGGAAACUUAACUUAAUGUUAACGUACCCAUUACAUUAGAAUAUAAUAAAACUAUUCUGCUGUUAUACUUUA